This is a messenger RNA of Nerophis lumbriciformis (worm pipefish), 2953 nucleotides long. RefSeq names its product potassium inwardly rectifying channel subfamily J member 6 (gene kcnj6). NCBI's taxonomy places the organism in Eukaryota, Metazoa, Chordata, Actinopteri, Syngnathiformes, Syngnathidae. The record is from RefSeq and is a predicted model, not a curated record. Gene Ontology annotation, molecular function: inward rectifier potassium channel activity. Gene Ontology annotation, cellular component: plasma membrane. Gene Ontology annotation, biological process: regulation of monoatomic ion transmembrane transport; potassium ion import across plasma membrane.
CAAGUACUGCAAUACCGUGUACAUUUAGGAGUAUCUGGACGUGCUUGCUCUCUCCCAUCAGGGAGGAGGAUGAUGGUGUGCGAGGAAGAGGAAGAUGUGGGAGGUCCAUCAAGCCCUUGAGGAGGAAGACGGAAAGAUGGAGGAGGAGGAAAAAGGCGAUUUUUCCACAUCACUCCUGCCGUGAUCGACGCUAAAGAUGUGCGAUCAUUGACGUGACGAGACGGAGACGAUGCAAGACCUUCACUCGCUGCAGGCCUGAAUCCCCCCAGAAGCUCGAUGGAGCAGGAUGUGGAGAGCUCGGCCAUCAACAAGUUCCCCAAGCAGCUGGUGGCCAUGGAGCGGACCAGGAGGGUCCAGCGCUACGUGCGGAAAGACGGCAAGUGCAACGUGCACCACGGCAACGUGCGCGAGACUUACCGCUACCUGACGGACAUCUUCACCACGCUGGUGGACCUGAAGUGGAGGUUCAACCUGUUCGUCUUCGUCCUGGUCUACACCGUCACCUGGCUCUUCUUCGGCUUCAUGUGGUGGCUCAUCGCCUACCUGCGGGGAGACCUGGACCACUUGGCCGACAACCUCUGGACUCCGUGCGUCAACAACCUCAAUAGUUUCGUCUCGGCCUUCCUCUUCUCCAUCGAGACGGAGACCACCAUCGGGUACGGGUACCGGGUGAUCACGGACAAGUGUCCCGAGGGCAUCGUGCUGCUGCUGGUGCAGUCGGUGCUGGGCUCCAUCGUCAACGCCUUCAUGGUGGGCUGCAUGUUCGUCAAGAUCUCGCAGCCCAAGAAGCGCGCCGAAACGCUGGUGUUCUCCACCCACGCCGUGGUCUCCAUGAGGGACGGCCGCCUGUGCCUCAUGUUCCGGGUGGGCGACCUCAGGAACUCGCACAUCGUGGAAGCGUCCAUCCGGGCCAAGCUCAUCAAGUCCAAGCAGACCAAGGAGGGCGAGUUCAUCCCCCUGAACCAGACGGACAUCAACGUGGGCUACAGCACGGGCGACGACCGCCUCUUCCUGGUGUCCCCGCUCAUCAUCUGUCACGAGAUCAACCAGAGCAGUCCUUUCUGGGACGUCUCGCCCGCACACCUGGCCCACGAGGAGCUGGAGGUGGUCGUCAUCCUGGAGGGCAUGGUGGAGGCCACGGGCAUGACGUGUCAGGCCAGGAGUUCGUACGUGAGCAGUGAGAUCAAGUGGGGUUAUCGCUUCACGCCCGUCCUCACGCUGGAGGACGGCUUCUACGAGGUGGACUACAACAGCUUCCACGACAUCUACCAGACCAACACGCCCGCCUGCAGCGCCAGGGAGCUGGCGGACAUGUGCGAGCGCGCCCGCCCGCCCCUCGCCUGCUCGCUGGCCGGCAAGCCGAGUCAGCAGGAUCUGUCCGAGGCCGACAAGGAGGCGGAGCCACAGAGCAAGAACGUCCCGCAGACUGAGAGGAACGGAGACGUCUCCAACGCGGAGACCGAGUCCAAAGUGUAGAAGUAGGAGUAUUUUUUCUAGUAGAUUUGAAGUAUUUUUGUACAUAACUUGCUUGAGUGAAUAUUUGAUACUACUUCUCUCUCACUACUGUAAAUAAUACUUUAUUUAUUGCACAAUACUCUUUUCUUUUCACAAUACACACCUGCAGGACACCUCAUUAGGGACACCUGUGCCGGCCAAUAGGAGAGCUGCAUCCAUACUUGGACUAAGAGAAGUACUUUUUCACCAACAAAACACUUGGCUCGCUAAGUACCCACUUUAAAAUGCACUAGCGUAGUAGGCCUAAGUAUUCAUUAAAAACAAGGCAGUGGUUUUAUUUAACAUGUACAUUUCAUAUUUUGGCCCCUGUCAUGUUACACACAGAUUGAACAGUAACACUGUGUUUGAAUAUGGGAAAAUAAAAGGCUACUUUAAUCAGUGGUUCUUUGGCCUACCACUAGAUGGAGCUUGCGAGAACACAUACAUGAUCUUUGACCUUUAGUGUUAAUAAAUACCUGACACAUACACAUAAAAACCUUAACUUCAGUGAGGCGUGACAGAAAAUCCUUAUACAAAUAUAGUAUUGUAAAAUAAAUACAAUAGUAUAUAUAGUAUGACUACAAUAGUAAAACUACAAUGGUUGAUUUAAUAUAAAUACAAUAGUAAAUAUGCACGAUAGCAAAUAUAGUAUAACUACAAUAGUAAAUAUAGUGUAAACACAAUAGUAAACAUAGUACAACUACAAUAGUAAAAACAUAACUACAAUAGUAAAUAGUAUAAAUAAAUUUGAUAAAUAUAGUAUUAGUAAAUAUAAGUAUAACUGCAAUAGUAAAUAUAACUACAAUAGUAAAUACAGUAUAAUUACAAUAGCAUAACUAAAAGUGACAAUCUAGUACAACCACAAUAGUAAAUAAUAGUAUAACUACAAUAGUAAAUAUAGUAUAACUUCAAUAGUAAAUAAUAGUAUAACUACAAGAGUAAAUAUAGUAUAACUACAAUAGUAAAUAAUAGUAAAAUUACAACAGUAAAUAUAGUAUAAUUACAUUAGUAAAAAUAACUUCAAUAGUAAAUAUAGCAUAACUACAAUAGUAAAUAUAGUAUAAUUACAAUAGUAAAUAUAACUUCAAUAGUAAAUAUAGCAAAACUACAAUAGUAAAUAUAGUAUAAUUACAUUAGUAAGUAUAACUUCAAUAGUAAAUAUAGCAAAACUACAAUAGUAAAUAUAGUAUAACUACAAUAGUAAAUAUAACUUAAAUGGUAAAUAUAGUAUAACUUCAAUAGUAAAUAUAGUAUAACUACAAUGGUAAAUAUAACUACAAUAGUAAAUAUAGCAUAACUACAAUAGUAAAUAUAGUAUAAUUACAAUAGUAAAUAUAACUUCAAUAGUAAAUAGAGCAAAACUACAAUAGUAAAUAUAACUUCAAUAGUAAAUAUAGCAAAACUACAAUAGUAAAUAUAGUAUAAUUACAUUAGUAAGUAUAACUUCAAUAGUAAAUAU